AUGAGGAUAUUUAGAGUUGCUACCGCCUUUUGGCUCCUUCAAGCUGCUUUCUGUCUUGAUUUCAAAGCUCGUAUUGUUAAUGUUCCAGAAGAAGCGCUUGAAAUUGAGAACCUCAGAAGUGGCAAGACAAGACCAAUCGAAAGAAACUACCAGGCUAAAGUCGACGCCAAAGUCGUGGGAUUGGGCCCCAAAUAUGGAGAAGUACACGAGUGUCGUGUUAAAAAGACUUAUGAGUUUGAUGUGGAAGGCUUGUCGGCUGGAGAAUACAAAUUGUUGGUCCACUCCCACGACUUCAACAUUCGCCAGGGAAGGUUCCAUAUUUCUGUCAAUGACAGUGCAGUUGUCGUGACAGAGGACAGAUUAGGAAUAAGCGGAGCCAAUUCAACGAAAAGCUGCGUGGUGAGCGAAAAAGAGCCGUUGAUCAUUGAAGCUGCUACCAUCAAGCAGUAUGAGGAAAACCCAAGAAACAAGCUCAUGGAGAUGGUGAUGCAGAGCCCGUUGGGAUUCAUUUUCAAGAACAGACUAUACACAAUUCUAUUUUUUGUAUGCAUGGGGCUCAUGAUCUUGCCGCUGCUUGUCCAGUGGAUCAAUCCUGAGCUCGCGGAGCAGUUUAGCGAGUUGCAAAAGGAAGCCUACGAAAAGAGAGCAGAGCGAGUCGCUGCAGAGAAAAGACAAGGUCAACUUCCAACGCAACCCGAUAAGAUCAUGGGCAAGAAACAAAAGAGAAAGCUCUAA
Molecule: messenger RNA, 735 nt
Organism: Candidozyma auris
Lineage: Eukaryota; Fungi; Ascomycota; Pichiomycetes; Serinales; Metschnikowiaceae
Exons: 1
Coding region: 1-735 (244 amino acids)
Source: RefSeq, a predicted model, not a curated record